AUGAUGGGGGCGAAAGCGGAGGGAGGGGGUGUGAAAGGCCGUGCUCGGAAACCACAACUCCAACAACACCUCCCCAUCACCUCCCCAUCACCUCCCCAUCACCUCCCCAUCACCUCCCCAUCACCUCCCCAUCACCUCCCCAUCACCUCCCCAUCACCUCCCCAUCACCUCCCCAUCACCUCCCCAUCACCUCCCCAUCACCUCCCCAUCACCUCCCCAUCACCUCCCCAUCACCUCCCCACCACCUCCCCAUCACCUCCCCAUCACCUCCCCAUCACCUCCCCAUCACCUCCCCAUCACCUCCCCAUCACCUCCCCAUCACCUCCCCAUCACCUCCCCAUCACCUCCCCAUCACCUCCCCAUCACCUCCCCAUCACCUCCCCAUCACCUCCCCAUCACCUCCCCAUCACCUCCCCAUCACCUCCCCAUCACCUCCCCAUCACCUCCCCAUCACCUCCCCAUCACCUCCCCAUCACCUCCCCAUCACCUCCCCAUCACCUCCCCAUCACCUCCCCAUCACCUCCCCAUCACCUCCCCAUCACCUCCCCAUCACCUCCCCAUCACCUCCCCAUCACCUCCCCAUCACCUCCCCAUCACCUCCCCAUCACCUCCCCAUCACCUCCCCAUCACCUCCCCAUCACCUCCCCAUCACCUCCCCAUCACCUCCCCAUCACCUCCCCAUCACCUCCCCAUCACCUCCCCAUCACCUCCCCAUCACCUCCCCAUCACCUCCCCAUCACCUCCCCAUCACCUCCCCAUCACCUCCCCACCACCUCCUCAUCACCUCCCCAUCACCUCCCCACCACCUCCUCAUCACCUCCCCAUCACCUCCCCACCACCUCCUCAUCACCUCCCCAUCACCUCCCCAUCACCUCCUCAUCACCUCCCCAUCACCUCCCCACCACCUCCUCAUCACCUCCGCACCACCUCCUCAUCACCUCCCCACCACCUCCUCAUCACCUCCCCACCACCUCCUCAUCACCUCCCCACCACCUCCUCAUCACCUCCCCACCACCUCCUUAUCACCUCCCCACCACCUCCCCACCACCUCCCCAUCACCUCCCCACCACCUCCCCAUCACCUCCUCAUCACCUCCCCACCACCUCCUCAUCACCUCCCCACCACCUCCCCACCACCUCCCCACCACCUCCCCACCACCUCCCCACCACCUCCCCAUCACCUCCCCAUCACCUCCCCAUCACCUCCUCAUCACCUCCCCACCACCUCCCCAUCACCUCCCCACCACCUCCCCAUCACCUCCCCACCACCUCCCCAUCACCUCCCCACCACCUCCCCAUCACCUCCCCACCACCUCCCCAUCACCUCCCCAUCACCUCACCUCCCCAUCACCUCCCCAUCACCUCACCUACCCAUCACCUCCCCAUCACCUCCCCAUCACCUCCCCAUCACCUCCCCAUCACCUCCCCAUCACCUCCCCAUCACCUCCUCGUCACCCAUCCCUCCCAUCCCACCUUUAUCUCGCCCGGCGCUCACCUGGGCAGCAGCGGCGUGGUAGGGCAGCAGCGCCAGCAUCUGCAUCUGCUGUGCGCGCACCCACUCCGCGCCCUCCUCGCCCGCCCCCCCUGCACCUGCGCCCAUCAUCCGCGCCAGCACGUCUGCACUCAGCCCCCCCGCCCCCGCCGUUGCCAUUGCUGCGAUUUUAUCUGCGCUCGUUCCGCCACCCCCUGCCCUCUCGCCCUCCCCUCCACCCGCGGCCGCCGUUGCACGCCCGCUGUGUUCGCCACCUGCUCCCCCCUUUCCCGCAUUCUCUUGUCUCGCAACGGGGGCGUUCUUGUCAUGCGCGGAAGGGCCGUUCCCCCCAUGCGCGGAGGGGCCGUUCCCCGCAUGCGCGGAGGGGGCGUUCCCCCCAUGCGCGGAGGGGCCGUUUCCCCCAUGCGGGGAGAGCUGCAGCGCCACUAUGGCGCGCAGAGACUCGUUCUCGCGGCUGAGGCGCGCUAUCAUGCCCCGCAUGUCCGCCAGCUGGGGGAGGCGAUCACCGCCGGGGGGGGGGGGGAGGGAGGGGGAGGGGGAAGGGGAGGGGAAAUUUCGCCAGGAGGGGAGGCGAAAUGCAGAGAGAAAUGGGCAGGAAAGUUGCAGAGGGGUGCGCACCGGGGGAAGCAGUGA
Molecule: messenger RNA, 2124 nt
Organism: Closterium sp. Naga37s-1
Lineage: Eukaryota; Viridiplantae; Streptophyta; Zygnematophyceae; Desmidiales; Closteriaceae
Source: the annotation of a GenBank genome assembly